AGCACAGCUGAGAAGCUUACUCGAGAGGACAGUUUAGUGCGCUGACAAAACACGGGAGGAAAGUGGCAGAAGAGGAAUAUUAGCAUUUAUGUUUUUCUUGCAGGGAUGUGGUUGAACCCGCAGGGACAUUGAUAUCAUUACCAUCAGACACAUGGACACAGUUCAAACAAUGAACAACUAACGGAGAGGGUGAAAAUCAGAUAAGGCUGGCCAAUACAGUACCUUAUUUGAAUUUGCAGAAAAUGGAACAUGUAGCCUCAAGGCUGAGUUUAAAAGAGGGGACAGGGGAAGGAAUGAGGAAAAUACAAAUUAAAGAAAGGAAUGCAGAGGACAUAGGGGAGGAAAAGAAAGGUGGAGAUGACACUGUCUUUACUUCUGAGAAUUGUAGGUCUAACUGGAGAUUCCCUGCUUCUGAUGGAACGGUGACGGUGCACAAGGUCAAGCCAAAACUGUGUUCUGCCAAGGCUAUGUGUUUCUCCAGUCAGGAACCCGCACACAGUCUAACAGAACCGGAAGAGACAAAAAACACGCCGACCACACCCUGGCAGGCCGCAGAAUCAGAGCCAGGGUCAUGUGAGCAUCUGGAUCAGAACCAGGCGGCACAUGUUACGGGAGAAACGGCAGAGGACGAAAAGACAAAUAGAAAGGGGGAAGAGGAUAGGGUAGAGGAGAGACUUGAAGUAGAUGACAAGUUGGGGGAAGAUAACUGGGGAGGAGGGCCCAGGAGGAAAAUACUAAAUAUGAAUGACAAAGCUAAGGCGGAAUUGAAGGUGAGGAGGGCGAGAUUAGGAGGAGAAGGGGAGGUAACAGAUUGGGAGAGGCGCAAACGAUGGGCCAGGACAGGGAGAGGACGGGACGGUGCUGAACUGAAGGAGGAAAGUGAGACUGAGAUAGACCCAGGCCUGGAUGGGGCCAGGGCUUCGGGAGUGGAGCGGGGGCCAGAGUGCUUCUCAGAGGGAGAGACUGAGAAGAGGUGUUCCAUCAGUCACACCCUGCUCUCCCAUAUGCUUCUCCACUCCUCUGCCUCUUCCUCCUCUUCCUCUUCCUCCUUCACCUACUCCUCUCCUGAGAGUGACGAGGUCUUCAGUGAGAAUGAGGCGACCACGACGAGGAGGCAGAGGAUGAGGAAGUGUCGUUCCUGGAAAACAUUUACGACCAUGAUGCAAUGGUCAGUGCGUAGACACAGUUCCUGGGUACAGCUAGCAGGACACCAAGGUAAUUUCCAACCCAGCGAAGGAGGAGAAGUGCUGAAACGGUACAAUGCUGUGGAGAGUUCCUGUUUGCAAGCCCUCAUGAAUGACUCUCUGAGGCAGUUUGUCCCGUGCUACCGUGGGUUGACCACCAGAGGGAGUGAGAGCUACAUCCGAUUGGAAGAUUUACUGAGUGGUCUGUCCUGCCCUGUCAUAAUGGAUUGCAAAAUGGGUGUCAGAACCUACCUGGAAGAGGAGUUAGUUAGGGCACGCUCCAAUCCUUGCCUGCGGACCGAUAUGUACCAGAAGAUGGUGAAAAUAGACCCAGCAGCCCCUUCUGCAGAGGAGCACGCACAGGGCGGUGUGACAAAGCCACGCUACAUGCAGUGGAGGGACAGCGUGAGCUCUACUUCCACACUGGGCUUCAGGAUCGAAGGGAUUACUGCGGAGGACGGGAGAGUUCUUCGGGACUUCAAGAAGACUCGAACCUCUGCCCAGGUGACCAACGCCCUCCUUUCCUUCACCAAGAGGCAGUCACACAUCCUGGAAGCAUACCUGUCCAGACUACAGGCACUCAGCGGAGCUCUGAAAGAGUCUGAGUUUUUCAAAACCCAUGAGGUAAUUGGCAGCUCUCUUCUCUUUGUCCAUGACCGCACCAACAAGGCCAAUGUAUGGAUGAUUGAUUUUGGAAAGACAACCCCCACUCCUUCCAGUGUCCAUCUGAAGCACAACAUUCCCUGGGUGGAAGGCAACCGGGAAGAUGGGUAUAUCAUUGGGCUGUCGACCCUCACCUUGCUGGUGAAAGAAGCUCUUAGGCAAGCUGUUGGACAACAUCAUGAUGAGGGCAACAUUCCUGUUCAUGUUGACCAUCAGACUGGGACACAGCAUAGAUCACAGCCUUGUGAAAUCACUCACAACCAUAUUUAAAACUUACUGCUGGAACAGUUCACUCAAACUCUGUUGGAUUCAGUUGACAAAGGUUGCAGAGUCCAAACCUUGUUCAAAUGGGCCAAAGCUGAAACAGGACCUAAAUGAAGAGCGAACACUUGUGGAAGGCAGCAGAACUCCGUCCACUUUGAGUGAUGCAGGGCUAGCAGUAGCACCACAUUCAAACUCACAGUAGUCAAGGCCUGCUGACUGGGUGGAGUUAACCAUGACUGUCCCUGGACCAUCAACCAUGUUGAUCACAGAAUAACCACAAAAAAAACCACAUUUGACUUUGAUCACCUGAUGUUCAUGCACACUGCUCUAGCAAGCAAAUGACCAGGAAAAGGUUUUAGUUUUUGUAGAGUCUAGAUCCAAGACAAUAACAAUGUGAGUUUGUGUACUGGAAGAGAAGUUCUGCAUUUGGUAUUUUAUGGUGUGAAACUGGGCAUUUUAUAAUUUAAAGCGCUGAGCAGUAUUAUGAGAGCAUAUUAAAAAGAUGCUGCAGGGCGGCAAUGUAGUACAAUGAUGGUGAGGACAAAAACUUGACUUGCAUUCAAGGGCUCUUUGAUGAAGAUGUGUGUUUAACUGACUAACAAUAUUGCUUCAAUAGUGAGAAUAAAUUUGCAGAACUUUAAAAGUAAUUUUAUUUACAAUGCACCCUUCAUACAGUUGAAAAGAUUUAAUCAAGUUUUUAAAAAAGUGAUGAAUGGGACUUCAAUUCAUGCAGCACAUUUCUGACCAUCCAUAACAAU
Anguilla anguilla (European eel) is the source of this 2869-nucleotide messenger RNA. Its product is annotated as inositol-trisphosphate 3-kinase A. The record is from RefSeq and is a predicted model, not a curated record. The transcript has 8 exons. Bases 243 to 2117 code for a protein of 624 amino acids. Gene Ontology annotation, cellular component: nucleus; cytoplasm. Gene Ontology annotation, molecular function: inositol-1,4,5-trisphosphate 3-kinase activity; inositol tetrakisphosphate kinase activity. NCBI's taxonomy places the organism in Eukaryota, Metazoa, Chordata, Actinopteri, Anguilliformes, Anguillidae. Gene Ontology annotation, biological process: inositol phosphate biosynthetic process.